AUGCUCUGUAUUACACUCUGUGGUAUGCUCUGUCAAUGUCAAAACUCAAAACACAGAUGUCAAAAUAUAACGCUAUGAAAUCCUUCGAGAGGAUGUUUUAUUUUUUUACAUGAAAAUAAUAAUUUGUAGAAAUAAGAGUCACUAGAAAUACGUAAAACUGUUUUGUACAUGAAAUUGAAUUAAAAUGUUCUAAAUCUAUCUCUUACUCUAAGUUAUAUAAGCAGUAAGCAUAAUUUAAACUAAACUGUUUACAGUGACUUAUUUUUAUAUUUUAAUUAAUAAACACAAUGUAACAUUACACAAUAUUGUUAUUCGAUACAUUUUAUUAAUUAUUUCAAAAGUUGAACGAGGACGCCUUUACCUCGACCUCGUCUGAAUAGCCACAACCUUGAGCAACAUGCACGGCGACGAGGACGGCGCCUCAAACAAGAAAAAAGACAAUACCGACACGUCGCCAGACUGUACUAUCGUGAAAGUGGAGAAUUCUGAAUCACCUACGAAAGAAUCUGACGAUCCAAAACCGCGUAUCGUCCUAACGUUUCGUUCGGAAAAAUCGGGCGCAAAAAAUAGCAACAUGAAGAUAGUUUCUAAGGAAGAAAAGCACGAAGAGACGCCGAGACGUUCGGGUCGCACCCGAAAUGCCAAAUGCGAAUCUGAUGAUGAAAGUGAACUUGUGUCGCCAAAAAAGGAAAAGGUUGUAUCUGAAAGUGAUGAAACGUCGGAUAGUUCGCGUACGAAACAUUCUACGCGGCGUCGCGGGAGAGAGUCCUCCGAUGUUAUUGCCAAUGCAAUCGCUCGAAAAGAGAAGUACAAUGAAUCAGCAUCAACAUCAACCAGACCAACUCGCAGAAUCAAACCAACAGCUAAAGUUCUGGCUAAUGAAGAGUUACGUAUAGGACUAGAGUCACAGAACAAUGUACGGCUUGACCUUACUGAUAGAACUGUGGAAGAGGGUGUACGGACACGCAGGUCAGCACACAAGAAUGUUGAACAAGUAGAAAAGAGCAAAAAAAGAGUGGAAGAGAUCAUUGGAGACGAGACUGAUCAUUCAGAUUUGAAACUCAAACAUCUGUGUGAACUGGGACUUAAAUCUGUUGAACAAAAAGUUGAAGAUGAACCUGCUGAAGCUGACAACAGAGAAACGGAGGGUGAAAACGAGGAGUGUGAAGACGACGACACAGAGGUGAUAGUUAAACUAUUAGAAGCAGACGAGGAGAGUGGCAGCGCUAGCAGCGGAGAUUACUUCUUAUGUUCUGAGGGUGCUUCGCAGGUGGAGCGGCCGCGGCGCUCCAGACGGCUCAACUCGAUGCCGGGCGGCAAUGAGAGCGACCGCUCCUCGCCUAUACAGGUCGACGACGAGCCUUCGAUGUCCGUGUCUACUCGGCGUUCAUCUAGAAGAGAUAAAAAAAGGGUUUAUUACUAUGAAGAAAUACCACAAAUGUCAGUACACAAGAGGCAAAGGGCCAAUUCAUCAAGUCCUGAGGAAAGACCCGAAGAAUGGGACCAUGAGGAAGAAAAUAGUAAUUCCGCGGGUGCAGAAGAAGGGGCAGUGGCGGCCAGUCCUACAGGAUCGUCAACAGUAUUUGCUGUAUGUCAGUGUGAAGAAACUACCAACAUUUAUGCUGAACCAUCAGAUCUGAUAGAACCAGUAUUCUGUCAAGCAAUAGAAAUCGUCGAUGGUAUGCGUGUAGGAUGCUCCCACAAGGCGCUGCGCGAAGAAGAUGGCGGGUUGUCUUGUAUGCGCAGAGCGGGGCCUAGGGCUCCGUACUUGUUACUGUGCAAGUUGCACACCGCACAGAUGGACAAGCACAUGUGCUGUCCGGCGUGCGGUCUGUUUUGUACGCAGGGUAUCUUCUACCAAUGCUCCAUGAACCACCUGUUCCACCUGGAGUGCGGAGUACCGUACAGCGACGCCCGUCCCGCGGGCUGCCCGCACUGCGGCGUGCACGCGUUGCCAUGGCGACCGGCCAACAGAUCCUGCGCAAGAGUGCAGCUCAGCAUGCGCUGCUCGAACAAGCGCGUGUAUCUGCCGGACCAGAGGGAGCAGUGUAUACCAGCAUACCUCAGUUUCUCAACCAUCGAAGAAUCGAAGUUGGAAAAAGGUCCCAUAAUUCCAGAGGACUUGAUGCCACACUUGCCUGAUUUGGAAAAACUAUGUGAUUCUGUGAAAGUCGACACUGAAGCUGCUUUCACAGUAUACAAGUUGUAUGAGGGAAUAAUUGCUGGCGAAACUAUUGAGCAGCUGAUGCCAAAGAUUGUGAAACGCGAUCUCCUAAACACCCCAAUAAGCGAUAUAGAGGGCGGUACGUGUGCGCACGCGGCGGCGGUCAGCGGCCGACUGAGCGCGCUCUGCCUGCUGCAGUAUGCCGGGGCGAAUCUAGAUGCAGUGGAUGCUGCGUCUCGCACGCCCCUGAUGAGAGCUGUUCUUGCCUUAUUAGAAAAAGAGACGCCAGAAGAAAUGGACGUCGAGAACAAAGACGAUGAUGUAGAAAUUAAAAAGGAAGAUGAAGAAGAAGUAGAGGUCAAGAAAGAAGAAGGGGAGGAGGUUGAUGAUAAAAUAUUACUAAAAGAGGAGCCAGAGAAGAGAGACGCUAAGGUCAAGGAGGAGGAUAUUUUGAGAUGUAUCAGAUACCUUAUUGCUGCUGGAUGUGAUGUUAAUUUGAAGGGUCCAGAAGGCAUGACAGCGUUGCACAUGGCGGCCCAGCACGGCGGCGGCGACGUUGCCGCACUGCUGUUACGCGGCGGUGCCGCACCGAACGCGCGUGACGCGGGCGGCUGGACACCGCUCGUGCGCGCUGCGGAGAACAGCCACGCGGAGGUUGUGAGGAUACUCCUAAAACACGGUGCGGACGCGAGUGCAACGGACAACGAGGGCAACGGGGUCAUCCACUGGUGCGUGCUGGCCGGGGACGCGACGUCCUUGCAGCUGCUGUUGGACGCCGCGUCUUAUAUUGUGGAUACGACGAAUGCGCACUGUGAUACACCACUACACAUCGCAGCUCGUGAGGGACACUAUCCUUGUGUCAUCGUGCUUUUAGCGAGAGGAGCCAAGACAGACGUAGAAAACUCAUCUGGUGAAAUGGCUGUGCAAGUGAGUUCGGGCGAGUGCCGCAGCGCCAUAGUGCUCAACAUGCGGAUGGCGCUGGCCACCGGGGGCAGCUUCACCAAGUGCCGCGUGUUGGUGAGCGACAUAUCAAAAGGUCGCGAACCGUACCCGGUGCCGGUGAUCAACGAAGUAGACGACGAGCCCGCGCCCGUGCACUUCACGUACGUGUCGCAGCACGUGUACACCGAGCACGUGCACGUCGACCGCACCGUGCAGAGCCUGCAGGGGUGUACGUGCAAGGACGCAAGCUGUGGGGCCGGGUGCGCGUGCGGCGUGCUCAGCGUGCGCGCGUGGUACAGCGCGGGGGGCGCGCUGCUGCCCGCCUUCCCGCACCACGACGCGCCCAUGCUGUUCGAGUGCGCGCACACGUGCGGCUGCGACCAGAAGCUGUGCACGAACCGCGUGGUGGGUCGCGUGGAGCGCGCGGGCUCGCUGGGCGUGCGCGUGCAGGUGUUCCGCACGGCGACGCGCGGCUGGGGGCUGCGCGUGCGGCACCGCGCGGCGCGCGGCGCGCUGCUCGCGCUCUACUGCGGCGAGCUGCUGCCCGCUCACACGGCCGACGCGAGGGCCAUGGACCAUUAUAUGUUCGCGCUCGAUGUCAAACCGGAUCUGCUCGAGCAAUGUAGUGACAAAACGCAGCUGUGCGUGGACGCGGCGCGGUACGGCAGCGCGGCCCGCUUCGUGAACCACAGCUGCCGGCCCAACGCGGCGCCGGUGCGCGUGUUCACAGCGACGCGCGACCUGCGCCUGCCCGCCGUCGCGCUCUUCGCGCUGCAGGACCUGCAGCCGCUGCAGGAGAUCACGUUUGAUUACGGUGAUAAAUUCUGGUCAGUGAAAUCAAAAUGGAUGAAGUGUGAAUGCGGAAUGCCGGAGUGCAGAUAUCCGACAAUCAACACUGAAGAAUCAGAAUCAUAAUGAAUUGGAUAUAGCAUUUAUAUUCGUUAUUUGUAUAUAAAUAAUUACUAAGCUUUAAUAAUUUUUAAUCAAUUUAUUAUACAUAUUUUACUGAA
Molecule: messenger RNA, 4116 nt
Organism: Colias croceus (clouded yellow)
Lineage: Eukaryota; Metazoa; Arthropoda; Insecta; Lepidoptera; Pieridae
Gene: G9a
Product: histone-lysine N-methyltransferase EHMT2
Exons: 19
Coding region: 398-4021 (1207 amino acids)
Cellular component (GO): nucleus
Molecular function (GO): histone methyltransferase activity; protein-lysine N-methyltransferase activity; zinc ion binding
Source: RefSeq, a predicted model, not a curated record